AGAGAUGCCGCUCUGAGGGGGGCCCUGCCUCCCGCCCGCUGAAGCCCCCUCCAUGGUACUCACUCUCCUGGUUUCUGCCUACAGAUUCUGCCGCUUAGCCAUGUCCGGCGCGGAGACGCUGGCGGUCGUGCUCCCCGGCCGCUCGAGCCAGUGGUCAGAGGGCCUGGCGGGGGCUGAAGACAUCUCCCCCAGCAUGAGCACUGCCAUCCAGGCCACCCUGAACAGGCUCCUGCCACAUCUGCACCAGGCCAUCUCCUCCACCAAGCAGGCGGCCGGCCCUGAGGACCGCCAGGCGGGCCUGGCCGAGAUCCUGGCCAUGGUGGAGGAGGCGUGGGUCAUGCCGGCCGUGGGCAGGGAGGUGGCCAAGGGGCUCUGCGAUGCCCUGCGCCUGGAGGGAGGCCUGGACCUGCUGCUCUCCUUGCUCCAGUCAGAGGACCUGGAGACCAAGUGCCAGGCGGGCGAGCUGCUGGAGCAGGUGCUGGUGGCCGAGAACAGGAACCGCAUGGCACGUAUCGGGCUGGGGGUGAUUCUGAACCUUGCCAAGGAGCGGGAGAGCCUCCCCUUGGCCCGGAGCACCUCGGGCAUCCUGGAGCACAUGUUCAAGCACUCGGAGGCGACCUGCCUGCAGCUGAUCUCUGACGGCGGCCUCGACGCCAUCCUCUACUGGUGCCGCUGGAACGAGCCCACGCUGCUGCGCCACUGCGCCACGGCCCUGGCCAACUGCGCCAUGUACGGCGGCCAGGCCAACCAGCGGCUGAUGGUGGAGAAGAAGGCGCCCGAGUGGCUCUUCCCCCUGGCUUUCUCCAAGGGCGACGCCCUCAUCCAGUUCCAGGCCUGCCUGGCUGUGGCGGUGCUGGCCACCAACAAGGAGAUCGAGAAAGAGGUGGAGCGCUCGGGGACGCUGGCCUUGGUGGAGCCCUUCAUCGCCUCCCUCAACCCGGCGCACUUCGCCCAGACCCUGCUGGGCAGCAGCGACACCAGCCAGGGUAGGACGGCGGACGACCUGAAGUACCUGGUGCCCUUGCUGGACAGCUCCCGCCCCGAGGCCCAGUGCAUCGCCGCCUUCUACCUGUGCGUGGAGGCGGCCAUCAAGGCCAGCCAGAAGAAGACCAAGAUUUUCUCAGAGAUCGGGGCCGUCCAGAGCCUGAAGAGGAUCAUCAGCUACUCGCCCCCGGGCACCACCUCCACACUGGCCAAGCGGGCCCUCUGCACCAUGGGCGAGGAGGUGCCCAGGCGGCUCUUGCCUGCCGUGCCCAACUGGAAACCCCUGGAUGUGGAGAAAUGGCUGCAGCAGAUUGGCUUCACCGCCUACUGCAAAAGAUUCCUGGAAUUUGAGGUGGACGGUGAUUUGCUGCUGAGGUUGACAGAACAGGACGUGGACUGUGGCCUUGACAUGUACCCCAGCAUCAUUCGCAAGCGGUUCCUCCGUGAGCUGACGGAGCUUAAAACCUACGCCAGCUACUCUAGCUGCGACCGCAGCAACCUGGCCGACUGGCUGGCCGGCGUGGACCCCAAGUUCCGCCAGUACACCUACAACCUGGUCACAUGCGGCAUUGACCGGAACUCGCUGCACCGCGUCACUGAGGAGCAGCUGAAGGAGGACUGCAACAUCACCGUGGGCUUCCACCGCGUCCGCAUCCUCUCUGCAGCCCGCGAGAUGCUCCACUCCCCUUUGCCGUGUAACAGCGGAAAAUCCACCUCUGAGGGGACAGAUGUUUUCAUCAGCUAUCGGAGAAACACCGGAUCCCAGCUGGCCAGCCUUCUCAAAGUCCACCUGCAGCUGCACGGCUUCAGCGUCUUCCUGGAUGUGGAGAAACUAGAGGCUGGAAAGUUCCAGGACAAGCUGACUCAAAGCGUGAUGAGUGCCCGGAACUUCGUGCUGGUGCUCUCCAGCCAUGCUCUCGACAGGUGCAUGGGAGACGAUGAAUCGAAAGACUGGGUGCACAAGGAAAUUGUCAGUGCCCUGAAUGGUGGCAAAAACAUCAUCCCGGUGACGGAUCAUUUCGAGUGGCCGGACCCAGCGCAGUUCCCGGAGGACAUGAGAGCCAUCCUGAAAUUCAACGGCAUCAAGUGGUCGCACGAGUACCAAGAGGCCACGAUCGAAAAGCUCAUCCGCUUCCUACAGGGCCGCUCAUCCCGGGACUCGUCCGCCGGCUCGGAGAACAGCCUGGAGUGCGCCCCUCCUCUGGGGCAGACCUAGGGGCUGGAAGGAGCUGCCCCCAACUGCUCUCUGCUGAGUGGAGG
Messenger RNA from Elgaria multicarinata webbii, 2244 nucleotides. It is a transcript of the gene SARM1, whose product is annotated as sterile alpha and TIR motif containing 1. Lineage: Eukaryota; Metazoa; Chordata; Lepidosauria; Squamata; Anguidae. The record is from RefSeq and is a predicted model, not a curated record. Bases 53 to 2200 code for a protein of 715 amino acids. The transcript is spliced from 9 exons. Gene Ontology annotation, cellular component: dendrite. Gene Ontology annotation, molecular function: protein binding; signaling adaptor activity; NAD+ nucleosidase activity. Gene Ontology annotation, biological process: negative regulation of MyD88-independent toll-like receptor signaling pathway; response to axon injury; signal transduction.